CAGUAUGUCCGGCCGCGGGAAACAAGGAGGCAAAGUGAGGGCGAAGGCCAAGUCCAGAUCAUCGCGGGCCGGGCUGCAGUUCCCCGUCGGUCGCGUUCAUCGUCUGCUCCGGAAAGGUAACUACGCGGAGCGAGUAGGAGCUGGAGCGCCUGUCUAUAUGGCGGCCGUGCUGGAGUACCUGACGGCCGAGAUCCUGGAGCUGGCGGGCAACGCGGCGCGCGACAACAAGAAGACGCGCAUCAUCCCGCGCCACCUGCAGCUGGCCAUCCGCAACGACGAGGAGCUCAACAAGCUGCUGGGCAAGGUGACCAUCGCGCAGGGCGGCGUGCUGCCCAACAUCCAGGCCGUGCUGCUGCCCAAGAAGACUGAGAGCCACAAAGCAAAAAGCAAGUAAACUUAGGAAAGCUCUUCAGAUAUUUCAAAACAAAGCAUAUAACCCAAAGGCUCUUUUCAGAGCCACCCACACAAUCAAAAAAGAGUUGAGUUGCUUUCUUAGUGAAAGU
This is a messenger RNA of Tinamus guttatus (white-throated tinamou), 503 nucleotides long. RefSeq names its product histone H2A.J. Gene Ontology annotation, cellular component: nucleosome. The record is from RefSeq and is a predicted model, not a curated record. NCBI's taxonomy places the organism in Eukaryota, Metazoa, Chordata, Aves, Tinamiformes, Tinamidae. Gene Ontology annotation, molecular function: DNA binding; structural constituent of chromatin; protein heterodimerization activity.